Messenger RNA from Halteromyces radiatus, 3345 nucleotides. RefSeq names its product periplasmic binding protein-like I. Gene Ontology annotation, biological process: gamma-aminobutyric acid signaling pathway; G protein-coupled receptor signaling pathway. Gene Ontology annotation, cellular component: membrane; G protein-coupled receptor heterodimeric complex. The record is from RefSeq and is a predicted model, not a curated record. The transcript is spliced from 16 exons. Gene Ontology annotation, molecular function: G protein-coupled GABA receptor activity. Bases 13 to 3114 code for a protein of 1033 amino acids. Lineage: Eukaryota; Fungi; Mucoromycota; Mucoromycetes; Mucorales; Cunninghamellaceae.
AUUUUUAAAAGCAUGAAGAAAUUAUUAUAUUCAUUUAUGCUUCUUCUAUUAUUAUUAUUAUUUCAUCCAAUCAUAUCAGAUGCGGCACCUUCUACGAUAAAUCAAAAUUCAACUUUAUCUUCUAAUACAACAACAUCAGUUCGACCUACUUACAAUAUUGGUAUCUUAUUUCCAAAUGCAUCCGAUGUACGAAAUAUUGAUCCAGCUCUCAAUAAUAUGAUCGUUACAAGUGAAAUAGCUAUUCAAUUAGCUCAACAGCAUAUAGCGGAAAUGAAUUAUUUACCUGAUGUACAACUUAACUUUACUCGAUAUUAUUCUACUGAAUUCAAAGGUGGAUUGACUUCUUGGACAACAACUCGAAUGAUAGAAGAUGGUAUCAAUGCUGUUAUUGGUGAUAUGGUAUCGAACAUUACAGAAAUAUCAGCAGGGCUUACAGGUUUAUUUCAAAUCCCUCAAUGUUCUUGCGCAGCUUCAUCGUUGGAUUUAUCAGAUAAAGCAAACUAUCCUUACUUUUUUCGAAGUAUGGGUAAUGUGGUAGUUUAUGGUGCUGCUCUUAUGGAAUGGAUACGACAAAUGAACUGGUCCAUGUUUGCUUUAGUUUAUACUGAUGACGAUGUUGGUCAACAAAUCUUGACAUCUAUGCUCUCAAAAUCUUACGAAUAUAAUAUUACACCUAUGACCCAAAUCCCUUUGUACGACUUGGGUCAAGACGAAAUUUCUAGUUCUCUUCAACAACUUGGAACUACUGGUGCUAGAAUUAUUAUUGUAGCCGAUUCAAAUCCUGGAAAUCAAAUAUUAAUAUUACAAGCUGCUAGGUCAAUGGGUAUGCUUUCAAAAGGGUGGGUUUGGAUGCUUACAAACGAUCUGUCAGAAGCGCUAUCUGAAUCCAUUGAUGCACAAGAUCUGGAGGAGUUUGAUGGUCUCAUGUUCAUAAGCGGUUUAUGGAACUUAACUGAUGUAUCUGCCUAUAACGAUCUCUAUGCUUUAUGGCAACAACAACCUAUACCUAGUAACUAUGUGGAUCCAUCUCAAUUUAGUACACUUGGUUUAAGUUACAAUGCACCAAAUGCUUACUCGUGUGCAGAACUAUUGGCUCUCGGUCUUAACAAGGCACUGAAUCAAUACCCAGGUGGACGACAACAAGGCCUUCUAGACUUGUCAACACAUAAUUUCAAUAGUACACCCAUGACACCCACGUUUUAUAACAUGAAUUAUACAGGACCUGCUGGACUAAUGGCAUUUACAGCAACUGGUGAUCAGAAAACCGGGCAUUUUGAACUUCAAUAUAUGAAAAAUGGUACAAGUGUGGCAUUUGCUGAAAUCCGUGAUGGUGUGUAUAAACCUUUUCCAGAUGUCCCCAUUUUAUAUCUUGGAAGUACUAAUCAAUGGCCAGCAGAUAUGGCUACUCGAUUGUCAUUGAAUCCAAAAUCAUCAGAAGUAGCAGGUCUUGUUAUCUAUGUCAUCGCUAGUGUCGGAAUCGUUCUCUGUCUUAUCAUGUUUAUCUUGAUUGUUUGUUAUCGUGAUCUCAAGAUGGUACUGGUAUCAAGUCCUAUAUUCCUUUGUCUCCAAUUAUUGGGUAUUUCCCUAUCUUACAUUUCGGUGAUUCUAUAUGUCAAUAAGGUAUCUGUUGCUACUUGUAUCGCAAGGCAACUUACUUUGGUGAUCGGGUUUAUCUUGGUGAUCGGCAGUAUUAUUGCAAAGAAUUAUCGUGUUUAUCGAGUAUUUCAAAAUGUCUUCACUUUACAAGCUUCAAAACUCAAAUCGAUUUACUUGUUAAGGCUUAUUGGUAUUUUUGGUCUGAUUGCUCUUGCUCCUUUGAUUGCUUGGUAUGCCUUAUAUCCUGUGGUGGUUACUAAUCAUAUGGUCACUAUGAACACUUAUUGUAUAAUCUGUGCCUAUCCAACCUCAAACAAAGCUGUUGAUUGGACUCAUUUGAAUAUUGCCGAACUGAUUUCUGCCAUUGUUUGUUUUAUUAUGAGCUUGGUGUCUGCUCUCUUGGCAUGGAAGACUCGAAGAAUAAGUAGCAAAUGGUCAGAAUCACAACAAAUUGGAUACGUUAGUUACAAUACUGGACUGGCGACCAUUGUAGCAGCACCUGCCUUUUUUCUAUCUCUCGAUCAAUAUCAAGUGGCAAUCUAUCUUAAACUUGCCGCUAUCCUUUUCUCUGCCACUUUUACAUUCCUUGUGUUAUUCUUACCAAAAAUGGUAUUUAUCUGUAAAUACAUGACGACUCAACAUUGGUUCAAUUUUUGGCGUAUAUACCCUCAUCAACAUCGACAUCAUCAUAAACAACAUGAUAUGGAUAGUGAUCGUUAUGGAAGCUGCAGUGAAUUGACUAGUGCUUUUCGAUUUGAAACACAAUCUGAUUCCAAUGCUCAUAAUGCUCUGGUGGCCAAAAAUUUGUUGGAUUUUACUGUCAAGGCACAUGAAGGCGUUUUACCUGUCAAGAAAAGGGCAAGGUUCCAUUUUAUGUCUAUAUGGCAACUCAAACAUGUCGUAGUAAUUCCUUCCAAGCAAACGUUUAUGUUGAUGACUACGAUGGGACAUAAAGCUGAAUAUCAUCGUUAUGUAUCAUGUCAAGGAAUGCCAAGAAAUAAUACUGGACGAUUUAUCUUUUGUGUAUGGACUGACAAGAAUAUUCAACUUUAUUUCCAAGUAUAUGAUAGAGAAGCCCUUACAAGAUGGGUGGCCUGGUUUAACGGUGAAGAUCAACCUCGAAACAAUAAUGAUAGUGAUGAACAACAAUAUGAUGAUGAUGAUGAUACGACGGAUGAUUUCAGCAGAAAACGCCAGAAAAACAAAUUACCAUCUAUAUCCACUUUAGGCGCUGCUACUUUCAAUGCCAUCACAACCAAUAAUACCUCAAUGGCCACUACAGAUCAGAAUUUGGAAAGUGUUAUUGUCCCUCAUUCACCUGUUUAUCGACAUCAAUCCAAUCAGAUAUUCCAUCAAACUCAUACAACUUCGAAUGUAGCUUCACCCAAUAGUCUCGCUGAUACAUACAACUUUUAUGGAGCACCUCAACAAGUUUAUCACAAGAAUGACAGUAAUCCGAUUUCCACUUUUGGAGCCUUCCAUCCAGAUGAUCAAAAUUCUUCUACUUAUUCAUAUUAGUUAUAGAUAUAGUUUUUAUUAUUAUUAUUAUUUUAGUAUAUACCUUCCUUUCUCUUUCCAUUCCCUCUUUCUGUACAUAUUGUUAUAUUGCUUUUUUUUUUAUAUCUUCACCUUAUCUCGUCUUGCACAUAGUGAUACAUCUCGUUUAUUCAUAUUAUUUACUAGUUAAUCAUUUGAUGAUGUUGUAACAUAAAUAAAAGUGAAAUCAAAUACCUUUGCGCCUAUAUAAAG